Sinocyclocheilus rhinocerous is the source of this 1045-nucleotide messenger RNA. RefSeq names its product gastrula zinc finger protein XlCGF49.1. Gene Ontology annotation, biological process: embryo development; regulation of transcription by RNA polymerase II. The record is from RefSeq and is a predicted model, not a curated record. The transcript is spliced from 4 exons. Gene Ontology annotation, molecular function: DNA-binding transcription factor activity, RNA polymerase II-specific; RNA polymerase II transcription regulatory region sequence-specific DNA binding. Gene Ontology annotation, cellular component: nucleus. NCBI's taxonomy places the organism in Eukaryota, Metazoa, Chordata, Actinopteri, Cypriniformes, Cyprinidae. The coding region runs from base 161 to 844 and encodes 227 amino acids.
AAAACGACACUAAACGUUGAGUUUUCUCUACGCUUUUUACUCCAAAAACAUAAUAACACAACUGAAAGAGUUUUCCGUUAGUAAUGCGAAACGAAUGUUGGCUGUUACUGACUAUAAUUGCAGUGCAUAGUUCUGAGGAGAAGCCCGAGGUUUGUCGAAGAUGGAGUUUGUGAAAGUGGAGCUGGUGGAUGUGGAGCCGCUCAGAGUCAAAGAAGAACCCGAGCCGCAAACAGACUUGAUGGAAGAGGACAGUCAAGAUCCGAAUGACGAGGAGGAGGAUCCUCACAGUUUCACAGCCGGAGAAAUGUCACAAACGGAGGAUUCGACACAAACUACAGGAGCCAAGAAGUCCUUCUCCUGCCCGCACUGCAGAGAGAGCUACAAGCGUAAAGCAGACCUGAAGGAUCACAUGGGGAUUCACAGCGAGCGGCCGUACACGUGUCUGCAGUGCGGCAAGAGCUACACGCAGAAGAUCAACCUCCAGAAUCACCUGCUGAUUCACAACGGAGAGAAGCCCUUCACCUGCUCGCAGUGCGACCGGAGCUUCACGCGCAAGGGAGACCUGAAGAAGCACAUCAGCGUUCACUUCGGAGAGCGGCCCUUCACCUGCCAGCAGUGCGGGAACAACUUCAGGCACCAGGGGAACCUCACCAGUCACAUGAAGAUUCACACCGGAGAGAAAUCCCAGCGCAAUUACAGCGACAAGAAACUCGCGCAGGUGUGCAACUACAAAAAGCCGGUGCUGUAUCACGCCGGAGACAUGCCCUUCAGAUGUGAGCCGUGCGGCCAGAGGUUCAUUCUGUCCUCGCACCUGAAGAGACACCAGAAGUGGCACUCGCAUUAGAGCUCAGAAACCAGUAUAUACUUUCUGAACGAGUGUGUGUGUGUGGGGGAAAGCAGCACAUAAUCAGUUCUUCAGUUCAGAGACGAAAGCAUCGUUUACAGUCGAGACGGAGCGAAGUUCAUUCUCAGCUCUAGUAGAUUCAGAUUAAUCACAUCCAAAAUAAACGCUUUAGUGUACAUAAUAUAUGUGUGUGUGCUGCGU